Aspergillus mulundensis is the source of this 1806-nucleotide messenger RNA. RefSeq lists its product as uncharacterized. Gene Ontology annotation, molecular function: potassium ion transmembrane transporter activity. The coding region runs from base 1 to 1806 and encodes 601 amino acids. The transcript has 3 exons. The record is from RefSeq and is a predicted model, not a curated record. Lineage: Eukaryota; Fungi; Ascomycota; Eurotiomycetes; Eurotiales; Aspergillaceae. Gene Ontology annotation, biological process: potassium ion transmembrane transport. Gene Ontology annotation, cellular component: plasma membrane.
AUGAAUCUUGACGACUUCAAGUCGGAGUCUUGUCUAUCGCCGUUCUCUUACUUCUUUCUAUUCGUCUUUCUGCUAGUAUCGUUUGCUGUUUAUGCGGUCGACACCUUCACUGCUGUAACCCUUCUAGCCUUCUCCCGCUGGGCAGGACAGAUUGAGCCCGCUAUUCCCUUCAAAUAUUCGCGAUGGAUCUUCGCCGUCUGCAUUCUCGUCUCCUUUGCACUGUUGGCCUGGAGAUGGCUUCAUGCUAUCCGCGCGAUACGUUCUGGGAGCGUUGCGCAAUGUUACUUGAACUCCCUUGCUGCGCGAGUCCAGAGUAUUCGCAUUGGACAUCAUGGUCGCGGCUGGAGGAGAUUUUUGGUUUUUGGAGAGCUCACAAAAAAUAGAAAGGGAGCUGAAUACGUCGCUCUUUUUACGUACUUUUCCUUUGAGAGCUGGAUGAAUACAGUGCUUGCGGACGGGCCGCGUCAGGUUGUCAACGCAAUCACACUCUAUUCGGUGAUGAGGAUGGACCUGAUUCCUGGAGGAAAAAAUACCGUCGAGGAAGACAAGGCUGGAAUCUUACAGUUCUUCGACAACGUCAAAAUUCUUGCCGAAGAGAACAAUCUUCGAGCCCUCGUCUUAGCUGGUAUGCUGUUUACAGUCGUCAUUUGGGUCCUGUCUAUCAUCAAGCUGCUCAUCGCGAUCGUUCUCUAUCUGCUUUUCCUCUUUCACCACAUUCCCACCGAAGACGGGACACUGAAGGCUUAUUGCCGCCGAAAGAUCAAUACCCGACUCAAGCGCAUUGUUCGGACCAAAGUCAACAAGGCAUUGGCAAAGGGCGUUGCGUUGCAAGAACGCUCUCCGACGAAUCCAAAUCUUGGCCCUGGUCGGAAGCCAACGUUACCGGUGCUCGGUGAGGAAGAUAUUGGCUCUGUGCGGAAACCCACGUUACCGGUAUUCGGGCAAGAGGACAAGACGCCCAUGGUCUCAACUCUUUCACGCACUACUACGCAGACAACUAUGUCUACUAUCCCCCCAUAUUCGUCCCGUCCAGGAACGGCCACACCGCAACAGCGUGAGCCUACGCUUCCCAACGUAGCCACUUUCCCUGAGAAACCGAAUCUCAGUCGCACCGUGACGCAAUCAUCAGCCUAUUCUGAUCCUGAUCCUGCCCCGCUUUCUGCAGUCUCUGCGGUGUCGGCAUACAGUCCACUGGAUCGUCAAGCGUCUCCGGCUCCUCCAGUCCCGCCUCUUCCUGAUAACGCCUCUAUCGCCACCGAGCGAUUUCAGACCCCUGUUUCUCGUUCUAACUUCACUCCUGCGCCUUAUAGUAAUCGUGCACCGCCUGGUCGCGCAAACCCACGGGAAGGGCAGGAUCCGUAUAGGCCUGAGGGGUACGGUACUCCGCCUUCCGCCGGUUCAUUCUGUCCCUAUGGCGCUCCUACUGAUCCCUACUCGCGCACUAUAACACCGACCUCCGCUGUCAGCGCUGGUGACAGUUCAAUGCGAGCAUACACUCCUUCCAACGCCUACAACUCCCGCCCUUUCCCGCAAUCUGUCCACCCGCCGCGAUCUUAUACUCCGGGAACCCAAACCAUCAAUCGAGCUCCGCCGGCAUACUCAAAUGACGAACAGCCUCCUAGAAACUUUACCCCCAUGAGCUCGCGGGGUCCUCCCAGAACACAGGGUGGAUAUACGCCUUUCAAUGCUUCGGCAAGAUCCGAAGCAGAUUAUGAAUACGCAAGCGAGUACGGCUCGGCUCCCGGCCAGGUUUAUGCUUCGCCAUCAUACAACCCCCAACCAUCUCGUCACCCAAACUAUUACUAG